AUGAGCAAGCCGGCGCUAGUGGUAGACAAUGGCACGGGUUUCGUCAAGUGCGGGUUCGCAGGGGACAGCUUUCCCAAGGCAAUCUUCCCCAGUAUGGUUGGCCGCCCUGUAUUGCGAUUUGAGGAAAAGGUCAAAGGAAAACAGGUCAAGGAUAUUAUGGUAGGGGAUGAUGCAGAAGAGAUGAGAAAUAUGCUAGAAAUAUCCUACCCAGUGGAUAAAGGAAUUGUUCAGAAUUGGGAUGACAUGAUACAUCUUUGGGACUACACCUUUGAAAGACUAGGGGUGGAAGAUUGUGGUGAAAGGCGAAUCCUGUUGACUGAACCACCCCAAAAUCCGAAGCAAAACCGGGAGAAACUGUUUCAAGUCAUGUUUGAGAAGUACGGCUUCGAGGGGGUGCAUGUCAGCUUGCAAGCGGUCUUGACGCUCUAUGCUCAGGGUAUCAUGACCGGCGUCGUAUUUGACUCAGGCGAUGGUGUGACGCACAUUAUUCCGGUGUGGGAAGGGAUGACACUCCCAAAUUUGACGAGAAGAAUCAACAUGGCUGGUCGAAACAUUACAGACUAUCUCAUCAAGCUUCUGCUUCAUCGUGGGUAUGUUUUCAAUCGCACAGCAGAUUUCGACACGGUUCGUCAAAUCAAAGAGCAGCAUGCAUAUGUUGCUUACGACACAGCAGUCGAGAAGAAACUUGCGGAAGAAACUACUGUUUUGAUGCGAUCAUACACCCUGCCAGAUGGCAGAACGAUCAAUAUCGGACAAGAACGCUUCCAAUGUGCAGAGGUCUUGUUCCAGCCAUCAUUGAUUGAGAGCGACUCAAAGAGUGUGGCGGAGGAAUUGCUGGACUCGAUUCAAUCUGCAGACAUGGAUUUACGGCCAGACUUCUACAAGCAUAUCGUCCUCUCAGGAGGAACAACAAUGCUUCCCGGACUGCCCACAAGACUCGAGAAGGAGCUGCGAAGUUUGCACCAGAAACUUGUCAAAAGUGACGGUCCAUCCAAGCUGAAAAUUAGAAUCGAAGACCCUCCACGGCGAAAGCACCUGGUGUUUCAUGGAGGAUCGAUCUUAGCCGAGAUCAUGCAAGACAAGAACGAGUUCUGGGCAUCUAGAAAGGUAUGCAUGCAACGUGAACCAAUGUCCAUCUGA
This is a messenger RNA of Guillardia theta CCMP2712, 1140 nucleotides long. RefSeq lists its product as hypothetical. Bases 1 to 1140 code for a protein of 379 amino acids. The transcript is spliced from 13 exons. Gene Ontology annotation, molecular function: actin filament binding. Gene Ontology annotation, biological process: Arp2/3 complex-mediated actin nucleation. NCBI's taxonomy places the organism in Eukaryota, Cryptophyceae, Pyrenomonadales, Geminigeraceae. The record is from RefSeq and is a predicted model, not a curated record. Gene Ontology annotation, cellular component: actin cortical patch; Arp2/3 protein complex.